This is a messenger RNA of Meriones unguiculatus (Mongolian gerbil), 1418 nucleotides long. RefSeq names its product WEE2 oocyte meiosis inhibiting kinase (gene Wee2). Gene Ontology annotation, biological process: regulation of meiosis I; protein phosphorylation; mitotic cell cycle. Gene Ontology annotation, cellular component: nucleus. The transcript is spliced from 10 exons. NCBI's taxonomy places the organism in Eukaryota, Metazoa, Chordata, Mammalia, Rodentia, Muridae. The coding region runs from base 78 to 1418 and encodes 446 amino acids. Gene Ontology annotation, molecular function: ATP binding; non-membrane spanning protein tyrosine kinase activity; magnesium ion binding. The record is from RefSeq and is a predicted model, not a curated record.
AUCAGCCAGGGAUUUCUCCAAUAGGGAAGCUAUCAGCCAGAAGCUAUAAACAUUUGAGACUCACACCUGUUCCCCUCAUGGAUGAGAAGACCUCUCUGUCUCUGGUCAAUAUCAACCCAUUCACUCCAGAGUCCUAUAGAAAAUUAUUCCUUCAAUCAAAUGGCAAGAGGAAAACCAGAGACUACCUUGAGGAAACUGGAGAAGGAGAGAGCAAAUCAGAGCAGUGGCUGCCUGCUAAGAGAAGUGUUCUACAAGAAACUAAUAUGGCUUCCCGCUAUGAAAAGGAAUUCUUGGAGAUAGAACGAAUUGGGGUUGGGGAAUUUGGUACAGUCUACAAGUGCAUUAAGAGGCUGGAUGGAUGUGUUUACGCAAUAAAGCGCUCUGCAAAACCCUUUUCAGGAUUAUCAAAUGAUUUGGAUUUGCAUGAAGUUUAUGCUCAUGCAGUGCUUGGUCAUCACCCCCAUGUGGUACGCUACUAUUCUUCAUGGGCAGAAGAUGAUCACGUGGUCAUUCAGAAUGAAUACUGUAAUGGUGGAAGCCUGCAAGCUGCUAUAUCUGAAAAUGCUGCAUCUGGUACUCACUUCCCAGAGGCCAAACUCAAAGACAUCCUUCUACAGAUUUCCUUGGGUCUUAAGUACAUCCACAACUCUGGCAUGGUACACCUGGACAUCAAACCCAGUAACAUCUUUAUUUGUCAUAAAAUGCAUAGUGACUCUCCUAUAGCCCCAGAAGAGGCUGAAAGUGAAGCUGAUUGGUUUCUCUCUGCCAGCGUAAUGUAUAAAAUUGGUGACCUGGGCCAUGUGACAUCAAUCAACAAACCUAAAGUGGAAGAAGGAGAUAUUCGCUUCCUAGCUAAGGAGAUCUUGCAAGAGAACUAUCAACGCCUUCCCAAAGCAGACAUAUUUGCUUUAGGGCUAACGAUUGCAAUGGCUGCAGGCGCAGAGUCGCUACCCAUCAAUGGUGACAUGUGGCAUCAUAUCCGCAAGGGGAACUUCCCAGAGAUUCCCCAGCAGCUCUCACAUGACUUCUAUGGUCUUCUUAAGAACAUGAUCCACCCUGAUCCAGAGGAGAGACCUUCCGCAGCAGCUCUGGCCAGAAGUCGAAUCCUCCGGCCCUUUCUGGAGAAGACAGAUGAACUCCAGAAACAACUGAACUUGGAGAAAUCCAAGAUAGCCACACUGGAAAGGGAACUGAUAAAAGCUCAGCAAGUCCAGACCCCUCAGCGAGACCUCCACCAUGGUUAUCCUGGGACUUACGGGGCUCACCAAAGCCCAGGAAGCACACGACAUCUGGUGAGGGAAAGGAGCGGGAGCCCUCAAGCUGCUCUUGUGGGGCAUUCUCCUUUGAGGUGCUUGCUUAUCACCAGCCAGCCUUCAGCCAUGCACUCUUCAGAAAACUCUUACAAUGAGCAAUAUUGA